AUGAGCGCGAAGCCUCCCCCACCGCUGCUCAAAAAGGGGGGGCCGCCUCCCCUCAAAUCGGUGAAGCCCUUUCCCAAACCCUUCCUCAACCCUGCCUUCCUCGUGAAGCACAAGGGGAAGCUACCAGCGGUACUCCAGAAAGGAAAAUCAGACGAGACAGUGGAUGGUGGACAGAAUGGACAGGGCAGUGAGGAUCCCCCGAAAGCGAAAACAAUGGAAUCAAAAUUUAAGGCAAUCAAGCCGAAAAUAAAGGUUCCCGAAUCGAAGUUUAAGAUGAUGGGUGGGAAGCCAAAGGUAAUGCCUCCUCCCAAGGUUACCCUGGUUGGCGGUAAAGCGGCAGCGCUUGGUGCGGCUGCACUUAACGCCGCUGCACAUAGCGGCUCUGAAUCGGAGGAAAUGCCUCCAAAAGGAGCGGACCCCACCCUGAGGGCAGCCAAGUCGUUGAAGUCGAGCAGUACGAUGAAGUCAACCAAGUCAAUAAAAUCGGGGACGUUAAAAUUCGAUAAGGCACCCAAGGGGGCGAAGCCAAAAUGGAAGAUCCCCCAUCCGAAGCUCAAAGGAUUAGGAGAGAAGGCUAAUCCGGCAAGGGGGGAGAGUGAAAGGAACUCCCGCACUGUGGGAUUGACUUACCAAGCGGGGGUAGAAGCAGCUGGAAGUGUGCAAGAAGGGGAGAAUGAAGGAGAGCAGAAAAGGGAGCAGCAAAGGGAGAACGACGCGGAGAAAGAAGCGUAUCAGACAGAGUUAACGUUAAGAGGAGGCAAAUCGAAUGAUAAUGGCACCCUCGGGGCAAGGGACGAAACAGGCAGAAUCAACAGGAUGCUGCACAUGAGCAAGUAUCUUGACACAAGAAACGUUGUCCAUCAGUUGAGAGGUCAAGGGGUGAAUGCAGCGCAGAUAGUGAAGACAAAAGGGGGGGGUGAAAACAGUGCUUCUUCCCCUGGGGCAGUUGGGAAAGGAAAUCUCCCCCCACCUUCCUUUGCGAAGGAUGCGAAAAAGGAAUCCUAUUCGUUCGCUAAACAGGAGAACGUGGAGGUGAUGCACAAGUACAGUGUGUCCAUCUCGGAUGAAGUAACCGAAGGGGGUGUUGGCAAGCUCAAGGAGGUCCCUAAAAAGGGCAUUCCUCAGAAGGGGUUACCCACGAAGGGGAUACCUCUAAAGGGAUCGCUGACAAAAGGACCGCUGGAAAAAGGACCGCUAGCAAAAGGGUCGCUGCCAAACGGACCGCUGACAAAGGGGCCACCUCUGAGCAGCCCCGUGAAGGCCCCCAAUGGAGGGGAACCAAGCAGACCAGGAGAUUCACAUGGACGUACGGACACGCAUGCAAUGACAGAUGCACCGACAGGAGCAACGACACUGGGACAUGGAAACAACGUGAUGAUUGGCAUCUCCGAUGCAGCGUGCAGACAGACGGUUGGCCCCCUAUCGACUUCCAAAACGAGUACACUUGUUCGGGACACCCAUUACAUAAAUGCAUUCUCCAGGAUGGACGGAAAUUACAUCGGUAAGGUUACUGGGCCAGCAACACCAAUUGAUUAUUACGAUAAGAAACCUCAGUAUCGUGCUGGAAAAAAAGGCUCGGAGCAGAUGACACAAAGUGAAAGGAUACCAGUUGGUGUGUUUCCCCCGGCAGUCACAUCUGGAGAAGGUCCCUUCAGUGGAAGCUUCAUGCCUGUGUGUUAUUACAACAAUGAUGUGUUUGAAGGUGGGAUGGGGAAUGGCUGCUCAAUGUUUUUCCCUCCGGGCUGGUAUUACGUCCCGAUGGGUAGGUAUCGCGACUCGGUGGGAGGGGGAGCGGUAGGAGUAGGAGCGGCCGUAGGAGUAGGAGCGGCCGUAGGAGUAGGAGCAGCCGUAGGAGUAGGAGCAGCCGUAGGAGUAAGCCAACUGGACGGAGAAGAGCUCACCACAAAGGGGGAACAAAAUGAGAGGAAAAAUGAGAAGACGAAGAAGAGGGACAACGGAGGAGGUAAAAAAACAGGGGGACGAGAAAGAAAGAAAAGUGAUACGCUGGUCGCCGCUGGACAUUUGAAGCCGUUGCAGUUUAGGGAGGGAGUAGAAUGGAAUAGCGACGAUGAGAAGUAUCUCAAUGCAAAUGUGUCCAUGGAGAAGGAGCGGCAGGAGAGGACAAAGAAGAACAGGAGGAAGAGUCGGGACAAGGGGGCCGGCAGCUCCAUUGGGGAUUCCAAGUGGUACGAAAUUGAGCGCCGCCUGAACAACUGCCGGGGGGUCAUCCAGGAGAGCGACUGGGAAGGGGAGGAAGAGGAGGAAGAGGAGGAAGUGGAACGGGAAUACGAUUCAUACGAGCCAUACGAGCAAUAUGGGAAAAACGGAGCGGACCGUGGCUACUACCUCGACAGCAGCGACGGGGACGGCACAAACAGCUGCGAUGAGGACACGAAGUACAUCCACGGGGUGGGAAGUGAGUACCACUACGAGGGGAACACCGAAUGUGGGGAGAGCGAGGGGGAAGCGGGGGAAGAGUACCCAAACGGACGUCGAAGGAAUGACCUCACAAAAGACAGACGUCGGAGGAACCUCCGAGAGAGACACUCCUUGGAAGAAAGCUCCUCCUUCGAUUGCGACGACAUUUAUAAGAAUUACAAAAUAGGGUACCUUCGGGAGCGUCUCAAGUGGGCCAAUGAGUAUCUGCGCAGGGGGGGAAAAAAGGACCCCCCUGAGAAGGACCCACGUAAGAGGAACACCCCUACGAAGGACACCCUUAUGAAGGACACCCUUACGAAGAACACCCACGCGAAGCACAAAGAACGCCUAGACGACAUCGCUCACCUAUUCCUCCCCAAGAACAAGAGGCACGAAAACAUAUUCGAUCUGUCUCUAAAUUUCUCCAAAAUCUCAGAUAGCGACAAAGACGACAUAAUUAGCAUGCUUUUCUCGUGCAGACAGUUGGAGAAGCUAAUUGAAGAACAACACUGCGUGCUUGAUAUGCUGGACAAUGACUUAAGGGAGGUGAACGCAUCGCUGAAGUUGCCACCCACGUGGAAUAACUUCAACCACUUCGAGGUGCUCCAAGAGAGUAUCCUAAAUUCAGAAAACAAUGAAGGGCUACCCCUUAACAACACUCCUUUUUUUAUUAAGGGGAAGGUGGCUUUGAUUCCUAAAAAUUUGGACACCUUCUUCGAGAAACCUUUGGUGGGGGAGAAAGGGUCGGGAGUGGACAAGGGGUGGGAAGUAACGGACGUCCCGAACGCUUCCGGAUCCUCUGCGUAUUCGAAGCCCGUGGGCACCCCCUUGACCAGCAAGUAUAUGCCCAAGUUGGCCAAGGCCAAGGUGAAGCCGAAGGUGUCGCUGUUGUUGAAGAAAGGGGCGUGA
Plasmodium inui San Antonio 1 is the source of this 3327-nucleotide messenger RNA. RefSeq lists its product as hypothetical. Bases 1 to 3327 code for a protein of 1108 amino acids. The record is from RefSeq and is a predicted model, not a curated record. Lineage: Eukaryota; Apicomplexa; Aconoidasida; Haemosporida; Plasmodiidae. The transcript is spliced from 2 exons.